AUGAGUUCAUAUACUUUUUAUAUGAUUUAUCUAGAUGAGACUACAUAUUUAUUAUUUCGCAAAUGUAAAGAAAUUAUAGAUGGCGUAAAUCAAAAACAUGCAAUGAGUAAUUACAAUGGUGACUGUAAUAUUAGUGAUUAUCAAGAUUCAGAUAUUUUUAACUCCAAUAUUAACGAAAUAUGCUCUCAAUCCUUGGCAUAUUUAAACAAAGUGUAUAAUGAAAGACAAGAUUAUUCAUUAGACAAAUUUGGUUUUAAAUACUUGUAUUAUUGGUUAUAUAAGUAUAAGUUAAAAGGGGGGAAAACAAGAGCAGUUAUUAAAAAUUUUUAUGAGAAAUUAUUGAAUAUAUUUAAUACAUAUUAUAAGAAUUUAUCAUACCAAACGGAUUAUCAAAGUGUUACUGAAGAUGUAUUUGAAAAAUUCAAUGAUUUAGAUGAUAUGCAUAACAGUCUCAUUUUAAUAGGAAAAAAAUGUAAACCUAAUGAAAAUGAUAGUUAUUGCACUAAAAUAUUAGAUAUUAUGAAUAAAUAUAACCCACAAAAUAAAAUCGAGCAUGAUGAAACUUGUACAGGAAAAGAAUUGCAUAACUGUAAAAAUAACAUUGUAGAAGCCAUUAUAAUACCAAUUUUUAU
Molecule: messenger RNA, 632 nt
Organism: Plasmodium gonderi
Lineage: Eukaryota; Apicomplexa; Aconoidasida; Haemosporida; Plasmodiidae
Product: variable surface protein
Exons: 2
Source: RefSeq, a predicted model, not a curated record